Clarias gariepinus (North African catfish) is the source of this 5381-nucleotide messenger RNA. RefSeq names its product protein kinase C, epsilon b (gene prkceb). Gene Ontology annotation, molecular function: ATP binding; diacylglycerol-dependent serine/threonine kinase activity. Gene Ontology annotation, biological process: protein phosphorylation. The record is from RefSeq and is a predicted model, not a curated record. The transcript has 15 exons. NCBI's taxonomy places the organism in Eukaryota, Metazoa, Chordata, Actinopteri, Siluriformes, Clariidae. Bases 600 to 2831 code for a protein of 743 amino acids.
GGAGGGGGGAAGAGGCAGGGCUGCAGGAAACCGAGCACCGAUGAACAGCUAAACGGCCCGGGAAACUGAAGAAGAGCGAACGGAAACGGCACCUAUCCUCCUCGGCCCUAGAAGCUUUUCCCUUCACCAGCUGGACGUGUGUGAGGUAAAGCCUUUCCAGAUGCCCGGGACACAAACUGGACUCCGUCCCGAGCUCCGGCCUGGGGAGGAGAAAUAGUAGGAGAGGAUUUCUACCCCUGAGGAGCUCCAGCUCGGGCAUGUUUUUGCUCUCAUGCAGAGAUCGAAGUGUGAAGAUCGUUGCGUUUCUUUUCUCUUUUUGACGCAUUGACGAUCGAGCUGCUUUUUUUUUUAUUAUUCAAAUCCAAAUCUCAUGUGUUUGUGGAGCUCGACAUCAGAGCGCUAAAAGAAGUGAAACCCUUGUGUCCGUGCUGCCUGGAGGACUGUCUGCGAGUCUGACUUCACUGUUCAUUUCAGCCAGGGAGAUUUUGGAGUGCUUGAGUGCCGAGAUUUUUCUCAGCCGCCCUGUUGAAGAACCCACCGGAGUGACAGGGCUGAUUAAAGGUGCGGUCUGAGGAAUCAACUGCCGUAAUCACGUCACCAUGGUGGUCUUCAACGGGCUGUUGAAAAUCAAGAUAAUCGAGGCACUGGACCUGAAACCUACAGCCUGGUCUUUGAGGCAUGCCGUGGGACCGAAGGCGCAGAGCUUCCUGCUGGACCCCUACAUCGCCCUGAAUGUGGACGACUCACGCGUGGGGCAGACAUCCACCAAGCCGAAGACCAACAGCCCUGCAUGGCACGAUGAGUUUGUAGCUGAGGUGCGUGACGGACACAAGAUUGAGCUGUCGGUCUUUCAUGACGCGCCCAUUGGCUAUGACGACUUUGUGGCCAACUGCACCAUCCAGUUCGAGGACCUUCUGCAGAACGGCAGCAAGCACUUCGAGGACUGGAUUGACUUGGAGCCAGAGGGAAAGGUGUACGUCAUCAUCGACUUGACUGGAUCUUCCAGUGAAGCAGGCGGCUUUAAAAAUGAGGAGAGAGUGUUUCGCGAACGUAUGCGGCCCAGGAAGAGGCAGGGAGCGGUGCGAAGGAGAGUGCAUCAAGUCAACGGCCACAAGUUCAUGGCCACCUACCUGAGGCAACCCACCUACUGCUCACACUGCCGCGAAUUCAUUUGGGGUGUCCUCGGGAAGCAGGGCUAUCAGUGUCAAGUGUGCACAUGUGUGGUUCACAAACGCUGUCAUGAGCUUAUCAUAACCAAGUGUGCAGGACUAAAGAAACAGGAGGACACAGCUGAGGAGGUGGGCUCUCAGCGCUUCAGUGUGAACAUGCCACACAAAUUCAGCAUUCACAACUACAAAGUGCCCACAUUCUGUGACCACUGUGGUUCCUUACUGUGGGGGCUCAUGAGACAAGGACUGCAGUGCAAAGUAUGUAAAAUGAAUGUACAUAGACGCUGUGAAAGCAAUGUAGCUCCUAACUGCGGCGUCAAUGCGCGGGGCAUUGCCAAAGUGCUGUCUGACCUCGGAGUGACGCCUGAUAAAAUCUCCAGCAGCACACAGAGGAGGAAAAAGAUAAGUCAAGGUGCAGAUCCUCAGCCUCUGCCAAUAUCCCCACAAACAGAGGAAGAUCGCUCCAAAUCGGCGCCUACAUCACCGUGUGACCAGGACAUAAAGGAUCUGGAGAACAUCAGGAAAGCCUUGUCUUUUGAUCACCGUGGGGAGGAGCUGAAAGCAGAGCCAGUUUCAUCCUCGACUGAGGGCUGCUCAGAGGAGACAAGGGAGGGCAAAGAGAAUGGUGAAGUGAAGACGCUGCAGUCUAAACGAAUGAGCUUGGAGGACUUCAACUUCAUCAAAGUGCUUGGCAAGGGCAGCUUUGGCAAGGUGAUGCUGGCUGAGCUCAGGGGCACAGACGAGGUAUAUGCGGUAAAGGUGCUGAAGAAAGACGUGAUCCUGCAGGACGAUGAUGUAGAUUGCACUCUUACAGAGAAACGCAUCUUGGCUUUGGCCAGAAAACACCCCUACCUGACCCAACUUUUCUGCUGCUUCCAGACCAAGGAUCGGCUGUUCUUCGUGAUGGAGUACGUGAACGGAGGCGACCUGAUGUUCCAAAUCCAGCGCUCACGCAAAUUUGAUGAAGCCCGCUCACGUUUUUACGCUGCUGAGGUCACCUCUGCUCUUAUGUUUCUCCAUCGGAAUGGAGUCAUUUACAGAGACCUCAAACUGGACAACAUCCUGUUAGAUGCUGAGGGCCACUGCAAGCUUGCAGACUUUGGCAUGUGCAAGGAGGGCAUUCUGGAUGGUAUCACCACCACCACAUUCUGCGGUACACCUGACUACAUCGCACCUGAGAUCCUGCAGGAGCUGGAGUAUGGCCCAUCAGUAGACUGGUGGGCCCUGGGUGUGCUCAUGUAUGAGAUGAUGGCAGGCCAGCCACCAUUUGAGGCUGAUAACGAAGACGACCUGUUCGAGUCCAUUCUCCACGAUGACGUGCUCUAUCCAGUGUGGCUAAGCAAAGAGGCAGUUAGCAUCCUCAAGGCGUUCAUGACAAAGAGCCCCAAUAAGCGGCUUGGCUGUGUGGUGUCACAGGGCCUGGAGGAAGCCAUUAAAGUACAUCCGUUCUUUAAAGAGAUUGACUGGGUGCUGCUGGAACAGAGGAAAAUUAAACCACCUUUCAAACCUAGAAUUAAAACCAAGCGGGACGUCAAUAACUUUGACCAAGACUUCACACGCGAAGAGCCUGUGCUUACUCCCGUCGAUGAUGCCAUCAUCAAACAGAUCAAUCAAGACGAGUUUAAGGGCUUCUCCUACUUUGGUGAAGAGCCUGCUUCCUAGGAUCUAAGAAUGUCAUCUCCUGCAUUUUCUCCAUCUGCUACACAGUGGUGUUGUUCACCUUUAUGAACUGAAUGAAGACUAUCUACAGUGUGGGUUUACAAGUCUAAUGAAAAGCUGCUUAUGCAGUUUUUUCUUUUUUGAGUUACAGUUUCUAGAAUUUUUAUUUUAAAAAACAACAAAGAGUCUUUCAGCUGAUCAAAUCAAUGCAAGUCUAUACAAUCAUAUAUACACAUAUUACACACAUGCAAAUAUGCAGUGAUGGAAAUGUACGCCCAAGUAAAAACCUUAUUUAGAAUUGACUCUAAAACAGAAGAAUACUUUUCCCCAAAAAUAAUAAUAUAAAAUAAUAAUUGUUGUGUUAACAUAGAAAAAAAUUCAAAUUGAAGCAGUUUUACUUUUGGACACCACUGUCGAUGUAUGUAUUUGUACUAGGGCUGUCCGUAGAGUGUUAGUUUUUAAUGCAAACAUCAGUUUCUUCCAUUUUCAGCAGUUAAUGCAAACUGAUAUGUAUCCAACAAUCUUCAGUGAUAUAAUGUGCUGUUUAUCCAAGUACUUACUGCUGAUUGUAGCUCUUGACAGGAGCUUGUAUGGGUUGCUAGUGGCUCUGUUUUUUCUCAGUGUGACACAUUUGAUUUAACAAAUUCUAGAUGUGGAAGUCGGAGAUGUGGGAACGGAAGCAGUUCCGAGAGCAGUUCAGAAUCUCAGGACUGUUUUAAUCCAAUAGGGCCUGAUUGUAGAACGAUUUUCAGAACUGAGUUGUUUGUGCUUUUACAACUUUAUAUUCUAAAAUUUGUUCAAUCAGAAUUGUGCAUUGGUUCACUCUGAUGAAUUUUUUUAGGAAUUUUUAUUUAUAUGCAUUGAAUCAUUUUAAUGCAUCAGUUAUUCUGAAUUCUUCACAGGUUUUAACAGGUUAAUGAUGACAGCGCUAAUUUACACAAAUAUGCAAAAAUACACAUUCAUACACACAGUGGGGGGGAAAGUAUUUAACAUGUCAACAAUUAAAAGAAAAUCUAUUGCAAUUAUUCACAUGGCAUGCAAACCAGACAUUAGUAUUGACUCAAUGAAACUACAGAGUCCAAUCUAAACAAAUGCUAAUGGGAAAUAGAAAGGAAUGACAUUGCUCGACACAGUAAGAAAAAGCAUUCAACCUUUUAGAUCUUUUUCCCGUGCUAAUUAAAAUCAGCUGGGAUUGUAUGUACUGUAGGUUAGAAUUAGAAUAUACUUCAGCAGCAUAGCAAUGGCACUGGUUAGUGAUGGGUAUCUUUUCACCUCCUAAACAUGAGAAAAAACUACUGCCCAACCACCCACACACAGGACCUCCAUAGCAGAUUUCUAACUGACCAGUCAAAAAAGUUAAUCUGGAGAAUAGCUCAAGAGAGACCUGGAAGCAGUAGCGUACAGUUGCCACAGAGUACGUACUAGGCAAUGCACUCCAUCAUCCUAAAAGGCUUGACUAUUGAACAGGGAGCAUGUUGGUACUUGCUUAAAGUUUGCAAGAGAACGUUUGGAGAAGCCCAUGUCAUAUCUUCAGCAAUAUAACAUAUCUUGUUUGGUGCGAAAAUGGCUCUGCACAUGAACUGAAAUAACCAACACACAGUUCAGAUGUGAACACAUUAUGGUAUGAGGCUGUUUCUCUUCUUUCUCUUCUCAUGUUGAAUAAUUUCUAAUGGGAAGAUGAAUUGAGCAACUUACUAGGAAAUCCUUGAUAUAAAACAUCUGUUGCCAUCUAUAACAACAGCAAGAAUAAGGCAAUGACCGUUCUAUCAGGACAACAAUCUCAAAUAUACUGCAAAGAAGACUUGUCUGUUUCCUACAAAGGAAAUAAUGGUUUUGCAAUGUCCUAGUCAAUCAAUCUAAUAGAAAAUGUGUUAAUCUAGAUUCACCAGCAGCUUCUCUAGAAUCCUAAAGAUUGAAAGGCUGUAUAUAAAAGAAUGGGCUUAAAUCAAACCAAAAUUUUUUGAGGGAUCUGUUUAUGCAUACAGGAAGCUUUUUGAAGCAAAUGCUUCUAUACCAGAUAUUCCACAUUAUGGAUCUUAUACAUUUCUUUAGCUAUGUAGUUUUCUUGCAAUAAUACCAAAAUCUAGUAUUCAUUCCAUGUGAAUUAUUGCAAAAUUCCAAUUUUAAUAAAAAGUGUUGAUGAGUUGAAUUUUUUUUCUGAAUAUCUAACAUUGAAAAUCCACACAACACUGCAUACACUACAUCAGAGCCAGUAUACAGACUCCUGGUCCUGGUACUAAUGGAAUCAAAUGUUGGAGACUGUACUUGACUUCUUCUGAACCUCACAUCUGCCAUGUAGCCCUUUUUUCUUAUUAAAACACCAAAACCAAAUGUAGGCAAACUACAAUUAAAGGUGUAGCUUGAUAACUUGCUUUGAAAUUCAGGGGAAUGAUUCCAAAAAACCCAGAAAAGUUCAGUGGUGUUUGAUUCACCAGUAGGAGAAUUACUGAGCCGUCUUUUGGAUCACCUUGUGGUUUACCUUAAAAGUGUUGACUUUGACCCAUGCCAUUCAAAGUGUUGGUAGAAAUUAUUGUUUCUAUUUUGUUUUUGUUU